CAAAAGGACGCGAUAUAAAUAUAUAUAUUUUUUCCUUUCGGAAUUUUAACGAUCUAGUUCCAGCUAUCCUUAUAAAUAUGCGAUUUGGUUGGAUUAGGGUGGUUUGGUCCAGCUUCACGCUUUUUUAGCUGGAGCAGCGUUGAUAGUGACUGAUUAUUGCUGUUGAUUUUGUCCAUGCAAGACUCGGGGUGGAAACAUGUCUGACCACUUCUUUGAGAGGAUCAUUGCUAUCAGAGAUGGCAUUUUGGUCCAGCACUUCGGUUUUCACCUCUAAAGUGCCCCGAAAAAUCUUAUUCAUGUUCACCCUCUCCCUGUCUGUCACCUACUUGUUCUAUAGCUUGAUGAGCUGCUACAACUCGCUGCAGUUCCCUCUGCAAGAGACCUAUGUGUAUCAGGGGAGGCUGGUGACAGAGGAGACAACUUUUGUAACAUUGAGAGAGAAACUUUAUUCCACUUCCCAGGGCUUUGCUGAAUUCACCGAAUCCGAGAGAACAACCCCGGUUUCCAUCGCGAAAGAACAUGCUGAGGCCGAACAAAGAACAGUGGAGUGGAUUAGGACUCAGCCGUCUCCAACUAAAUCGGCGGCGGCGUAUCACACCACCGCGCUGGAGAGGGAGCACCAGGAAUUCAGCACCACGGACAGCGAACUCAGGGUGAACUGCACCUCGGAUUAUGGAGAGAAGAAACUUCCCCAAGCCAUCAUCAUCGGGGUGAAGAAAGGGGGAACUAGAGCCCUGCUGGAGGCUCUCAGGGUGCAUCCGGAUGUCAGAGCAGUUGGAAAUGAGCCACAUUUCUUUGAUAGGAACUACGAAAAGGGACUUGAUUGGUACAGAGACCUGAUGCCUUCAACGCUGGAGGGGCAGAUCACCAUGGAGAAGACACCAAGCUACUUUGUGACUAACCAUGCCCCCAAGCGUAUCCACUCCAUGGCAAGGGACAUCAAGCUUAUUAUUGUUGUGCGUAAUCCUGUCACUAGAGCCAUUUCAGACUAUACACAGACUUUGUCCAAGAAACCUGAUAUCCCCACCUUUGAGGUUCUGGCUUUUAAGAACCGGACGCUGGGUCUUAUAGACGCCUCAUGGAGUGCGUUGCGUAUAGGAAUAUAUGCGCUUCACCUGGAGAGCUGGAUGCAGUAUUUCCCUCUCUCCCAAAUGCACUUUGUUAGCGGGGAGAGGCUCAUUGUGGAUCCUGCUGGUGAGAUGGCCAAAGUGCAGGACUUCUUGGGGCUGAAGCGGAUUGUCACAGACAAACACUUUUACUUUAAUAAAACAAAAGGAUUUCCAUGUCUGAAGAAGCCAGAGGACAGCAGCACUCCCAGAUGCCUCGGCAAGUCUAAAGGGAGAACUCAUCCUAAAAUUGACCCGGAUGUGAUUCGGCGGCUGCACAAGUUCUACAAGCCCUUUAACAUGAUGUUCUACCAAAUGACUGGUCAGAACUUUGAAUGGGAGCUGGAGGAGGACAGUGAAACUCAUAGCUCUCAGGACUAGCAUGGCACGGCUCAGCCACACCACCAGCCUUCUCACUAAAACUCCUAUUGUCUGGCUUCAUCUUCAGAGAGUGCUUGAGCACGCCAAUCAAUCAUGGCUGUCUUUGCAGUGUCUGUAUCCAUUAGCAAGAGUUUACUGACAUGCUUUUUCUUGAUGACGGCAAAUCAUUAUUGUAUAUACCAAACAUAAAAUAUAUUUAUAUUUGUGUAAAUGAGAUGAUUUAUUCCUUUUUGGGUUUUACGCAUAGAACUGAUAUAAAAAUCAUGUUGACUAUGGCAAUGCAUGCGAUGAGUUAAGUGUCCUUACCUCAUGAGCCCUAAGGGUAAACUCUGCCUGUUUCUUCUCCCUUUACUUUCCUGCAGUUUGUUGCCCUCACACCCACUCACCAGCAUUCAGUACAAAAAGAUAUUCUAUUUCAAUGGCUAAGGCCGUGGUGUGUUCUGUAUUAUUUCUUUUAACACAGUCCUGCUGCUUUAGAAGAGAGAGAAAAGAGGACAUGACAGACAUAGUGCUAUAUUACUUUGACACGUGCUCAUCUUUUCAGUUGUCUAAAUCUGAGUGGAGACAAUCCUUUUAAGUUUACCAAAGUGUUAAUUUACUCUGUGUCACUGUUAUGGUUGAUCUGCACUCAUUAAUUGCACACAUAUUCAAUAAGAGAGCUGAUGUACAGUGACCAUCGUUCAAUAAUUGGAUUGUUUCACUGCACAUUUGAACAUUAGCAUACUGAUGACCAUGCACCAUGCAAUGCGGUGUGGUGCGCUAUCAGUGGUUUUGGUAUAAUAUGACAGAUGAAUCUGUUUUGUCUCGUGCAUCAAACAACUCUGCACCUGGACAAAAGAAAAAUUUGGUGCUGCCAAAGCAUACACAAAAUAACAGUUGACUUUUUCGGUCCUGCUUGCCUUGUGACCCUCCUCUUGUCACAGUAAUACAUGUCAAUGAGGGUGAAGAAAAACACCAGAGGACCGAGCAGAAGUUUGUUACCAAACAUCUGCUGCUAUGCAGUCUUCUGUCGUUAGAGAUUAAUGGCGUGUUAAAUAAACUGCUGCUGCUGCUGCUGGAACAAUGUCAAUGUCAAAGAGAAUUUGUUGUCAAGGAAAAGCUACAUACAUGCCCAGGUAAAUUACCAAGCCAUUACUGUGUGUGCUUAACUUGAAUGAGAUAACUUAUGCCAGUCAAAUGUGCUGUAACCAGACGUUUUACUAGCAAACACUUAAUCACGUGAUCAGCAGUGCUAACCGACUGAAUGCUUGUAUCAGAUAUUACAGGCUUUUGCUGUGAAAUGUUCAUUUACUCAUGCAAUGAAAUAACAACGUGACCCAUCCUCAUUUCUUUAUUAUUUUCUGAUUUUGCAUUA
Molecule: messenger RNA, 2841 nt
Organism: Archocentrus centrarchus (flier cichlid)
Lineage: Eukaryota; Metazoa; Chordata; Actinopteri; Cichliformes; Cichlidae
Gene: hs3st4
Product: heparan sulfate (glucosamine) 3-O-sulfotransferase 4
Exons: 2
Coding region: 237-1487 (416 amino acids)
Molecular function (GO): [heparan sulfate]-glucosamine 3-sulfotransferase activity
Source: RefSeq, a predicted model, not a curated record